This is a messenger RNA of Marasmius oreades (fairy-ring Marasmius), 2214 nucleotides long. RefSeq lists its product as uncharacterized. Bases 299 to 1771 code for a protein of 490 amino acids. The record is from RefSeq and is a predicted model, not a curated record. The transcript has 4 exons. NCBI's taxonomy places the organism in Eukaryota, Fungi, Basidiomycota, Agaricomycetes, Agaricales, Marasmiaceae.
GUUACCCCUUGUGAGAUUCUGUGACUUUUACUCCCUCCAAAUCCCUGGCAAGGCUCGACCUCAUUUUGGCCGGAUCGAUUAGAGAAGAAACGCACAUAUCAAAAGCCGGGACGCGUCUUUAAGGAGCUUACAUCAGUCCAACGGCACAUUCCUGAACUGCGUUCUACCCUCCCCCAGCCAGGUCCAUUCAAACCCUUUCGAACUCUUUUUUUUUUCUUCUUCCCUCACCGAAUUCCCUUCUCAGCCCUCAUUCCCCCACGAAUCUCCUCUCUCAAAGCCUGGUUAUGCGCUUCCAUUCAUGGAGCUGUCACUAGAAGUUUACCGCAACAUCCUGAACAACGUUCGUAGUCGCGCCGAUAUCGCUUCGCUUUGUAAAGUUUCAAAAGGUUUUCGAUACGUCGCUGAACGAGCGUUGUAUAACACGAUAUUCGUUCGGGAUCCUCAAACGACUAUCGCGUUGUGCGAGACGCUUUUUCGGGAGGCUAGGAUCGCGCUGAUGGUCGAAGCGCUUACUAUCUCUCUUUCUUUACCUUCUUCGGGUAUAUUGGCGGGAGGGAAUGAUAAUGAGGGCGAUGUUAGGGGUGAUGGUGAUGGUAGUGAUAGUGGCGGACAGUAUGAGGGGAAGGAUGGUGAGGAGGAGGAGGAGGAACAAGAGGAGGAAGAACAGGAGGAGGAAGAUGGGAGCGAUGAACUGGCGGUUGCUCUAGCCAUGUCUCUCGGUGGUAGUUUAGAGGGUUCCGUGCAGGUGGAAAUACCUGGACCUUCGAGGGUAGACAUGUCGAUCACCGGAGUCGACGGGACCCCAGCAGAUCCGAAUCCCCUCCCUGCUGAGUACUGGACCUCGAUCUCAAACGCGUUCCAAAGGACCCAUACGUUGCGACAUCUCAACAUUCUCAUCGACGGCCCUUUCAACACCUCAAACACGUGGAUCUUCAAGGGCUGUACAUUUAGUUUACAAAGCUUUCAUUGCGACCUCGACUGGAAUCAAGAUCUCGUAUCAUUUUUCCGCACACAAGUUCAUCUUCGCGACUUAUACAUUAUAGACUACAAUCCAGCCCCAACAGAUACCACGGACGACGACAGGGCUGCCGAAACCAACCCGCUUGUUGAUACCACUUCUGAUAUCGACACUUCCCGCCCCGGUCAUUUGGAUACUUACCCUCCGAACCCUUAUCCUCGACCUCAACCUGGCCCUCCGAUCCUCCCUAAUCUCUCCAAACUAGAAUGCACAUUCUCCGAAGCAGCCAUGUCCCUUGUUCAGGGUCGCCCCAUAACCCAUCUCAAAACCUGUUUUUCCAAGACAGACAUGGAAGAGAAAAAAGCCGAGUUGGAUCUUCUAUUCUCUAAGAUCCGCUUGUCCACCCGGAGACUUCACUCGCUCGAUAUUGCGGAUUCUGCGUACGAAGAGACGUUCUCUAUGAAGUUGGUGCGGACUGUGGUGGCUACUAGUAGGACGAGUGCGGAGUUAAGGUAUUUGGGGACGGUUGUGUUGCCUAUUGCUGGGCGGGAGAGACUCACCUUUUACGGGCUAUUGAUGCGGUUACCCAGAAUUGCAUGCGUCGAAUUCGAAGUGAGCGACUGGGAUCCGUCGCCGCUGAGUGUAGGACUUCCUGCGUUCAAGGCCCUCGCUAACGAGCUCCGCCUAUAUUGUCCAACCAUCACGAGGGUCAUUUUCGUCCACGAGUUUGAACGAACGGUGAUAUCCUAUGUUGAGGGUGUGGGAAGAAUGGACUGUAAAUGCAGCCCAGAGAUUUUGUGGAGAGAUUUCUGAAUUAAUUUCUUGGGUAUGUUCCUCCGAUCUUGGAUGCUUCAAUACGUUCCUUUAUGUACGUCUCCUUUUCCGUCAUGGGGCGAUGAUUCGUCAUUUGUGUCCCUCCCGUCCAUUACAUUUUUACCCCUUUAAUCUUAACUCAUAUGAUGACCGCAAUUUCCCGACCUCUCACCAACUUACCUACUUACAACGCAGUAUAUUAAUUACACACUCCAAGACUCAUUGGACCGUCGGAUUACUGUAUCUACUAUUUUCCUACAUACCCGUCUUGCCAUUGACGCUCCUUACGUUUGAUCUGUAUCCCUUCUCCAUCGAUACCCUAACUGAUACCAUUCCUUCCCAAUGCGUUCCUUCGUAUCUCGGACUCAUCAUACCAUCAUUAUUUGCAUAUUACUAUUGAACCUGCUGUGUUUUGAAGCCCCGAUAGCCCGGGCGGUGACACG